AACAACGAAGGCGAAGCCAAAACGCCCAGAAAAAAAAAAACCACACGAUUUUUUUUCCAAAAGAUUUAGUGAGCAAAAGAAACGGAAAUGGAGCAGCAUCCCGGAGGCAAGAAGUCGAACAAGAUCACCGAGAUCGUGCGGCUGCAGCAGAUGCUCAAGAAGUGGCGCAAGCUCUCCGUCGCGCCGAAAGACGCGGCCGCCGGCGCCGGCGGCAAUGGCGGCGGCGGGGGCGGCGCCGGAGGAGGAGGCAACGCGGGCGAGAGCAAGGCGAAGAAGUUCCUGAAGCGGACGCUGUCGUUCACGGACAGCGGGCCGUCGUCGGGGUGCGGCGGGUCGCCGUCGUCGGGGACGCCGCCGAGGGGGCACCUGGCGGUGUGCGUGGGCCCGUCGAUGCAGCGGUUCGUGAUCCCGACGGAGUACCUCAAGCACCGGGCUUUCGCGGCGCUGCUCCGGGAGGCCGAGGAGGAGUUCGGGUUCCAGCAGGAGGGCGUGCUCCGCAUCCCCUGCGAGGUGCCCGCCUUCGAGGCCAUCCUCAAGGCCGUCGAGAAGAACAAGAAGGACGCCGCCGCCCUCUGCUACUGCAGCUACGAGUACGCCGCCGACGAGGUCGCCCUCGGCACGCCCAACAACCCGCUGUGCAGAUGAGCGAAAACGACGGGUCGCCGGGAACGGAGGUCGAGAAGAACGUAGUAGCUACUGAUUUUUAAUUAGCAAUGGCUAUCCCUCCAAAAAAAAAAAA
Molecule: messenger RNA, 739 nt
Organism: Oryza brachyantha (malo sina)
Lineage: Eukaryota; Viridiplantae; Streptophyta; Magnoliopsida; Poales; Poaceae
Exons: 1
Coding region: 88-645 (185 amino acids)
Biological process (GO): response to auxin
Source: RefSeq, a predicted model, not a curated record